Labeo rohita (rohu) is the source of this 1701-nucleotide messenger RNA. It is a transcript of the gene cfap298, whose product is annotated as cilia and flagella associated protein 298. The coding region runs from base 360 to 1259 and encodes 299 amino acids. The transcript has 9 exons. Lineage: Eukaryota; Metazoa; Chordata; Actinopteri; Cypriniformes; Cyprinidae. Gene Ontology annotation, biological process: regulation of cilium movement. The record is from RefSeq and is a predicted model, not a curated record.
CUCUAUUCGAGACCUAACCUGGAACUCGUACCGUUUUUUUGAGGGGAAUGGCAAACAAAAGAAGGUCCUAGAGUCUACAGCGGUCGUCUAGGGAAGAGAGAGGUUACUGUGCCGCUUUCUGUGAUUGGCUGUCAGAGGACCACAAGAAAAUGACCGAUCGUGUCGCUAGAUAACACCCCGUAUUUCUAGGCUGGGAUCGUGUAGAGCCCUUUGAAGCUGCAUUGAAACUGCAGUUUGGACCUUUAACCCAUUGAGCACCAUUUAAGUCUGCUAUAUGGAGAAAAAUCCUGGAAUGUUUCUCUCAAAAACCUUACUUUCUUUUUGACUGAAGAAAGAAAGACAUCAACAUCUUGGAUGACAUGGGGGACAAAUUGAGCAAGUGGGAGAUGGUUCAGCUGCACGUCAAACGGGGAGAUGAGAGUCAGUUUCUCUUCAGUACUACAGUGGAUGUCUGUAUUGAAACACUGACCCAGCAGGUCAGCGACAUCUAUAAUGGACGACUAAAAGUGGACAGGAUCAGCUCUGAAAUUACAGAGCUGGCAGAUCAUGGCGUCUCUCUUCCACCGAAUAUGCAAGGCUUGACCGAUGAUCAGGUCGUGGAGCUCAAACUAAAGGAUGAAUGGGAAGACCGCUGUAUUCCCAGCGGUGGUGCUGAGUUUAAGAAGGAUGAGCUUGGACGUCGAAAUGGACAUGCUCCAAAUGAGAAGAUGAAAGAUGUUUUAAGGAAAACAGUGGAGGAAGCCAAAGCUUUAAUCUCAAAAAAACAAGUGCAAGCGAGUGUCUGCAUUACCAUGGAUAUGGUCAAAGAGGCUCUGGACCAGUUACGAGGAGCUGUGAUGAUAGUUUACCCAAUGGGGCUGCCGCCACAUGAUCCAAUAAAGAUGGAGUUUGAAAAUCAAGAGGAUCUUACUGGAACACAGGCCUCAUUACAAGUGAUCCCAGAAGAAGAGGCUCAGCUGUGGUGGGCGUCUAAAGAACUGCAGAGGGGCAAAAAGCUGCAGGAUUAUGUCGGGAAAAAUGAGAAAACUAAAAUUAUUGUGAAAAUUCAGAAAAGAGGCCAGGGUGCACCAGCGCGAGAACCAGUAGUGAGUGAAGACGAACAAAAAAGAAUGAUGCUGCACUAUUACAAGAGGCAGGAAGAGCUAAAAAAACUAGAAGAGGCAGAGGAUGACUCGUAUCUUCAGUCUGAUUGGUCGGACAGACAGGCCCUAAAAAGACAGUUCCAGGGACUCACAAAUAUCAAAUGGGGCCCAAGAUAGAUGAACAGAGAAAAUCACAGUUAAUCUACAGUUCCUUUCCAUUUGGCAAAUCGGAGACUCUACUGCUGCUGUUUUUAUGCAAUUUGGUGCCUUUAUUACAUAUGAAAGGUAUUUAUGUGACUGUUUGUAAAUUUGUGUUAAUGCAAAGUGAGAGACAUCAGAUUGCUCUGUUCUGAUUCGUUGGCAGAAGGAUGCAACACCUUUCCUCUCUUUGUCUGUGCCUCUGGCAGUUACUCAAUUGAAACUUGAUGCUGUUUAAAGACAGGAUGUUGCCGUGUGGCUCUAAGGAUUGCUGUGGAGUUCAUUUGGAGAGCACUGAGAAGGAAUUACAGAACAUUUUAGUAUCCUUGAGGCAAAAGAGAGGUUAGAGUAUCGGGAAGUGUGGUUUCACUGGAAAAGCUUAGUGUGAUGUUGUGUAAUAAAAGAACAUGUGGUUAUUGUU